Messenger RNA from Paramecium octaurelia, 1416 nucleotides. NCBI's taxonomy places the organism in Eukaryota, Ciliophora, Oligohymenophorea, Peniculida, Parameciidae. The record is from the annotation of a GenBank genome assembly.
AUGCUAUUCAUGCUUAUUCUUAUAUCUUAAGCCUUAGGCGAUUAAAUAGUAUUAACAUAAAUCUUGUGGAGAAAUGGUGCAUGUACACCAAUUUAUUGCAAUUGGAAAUGCAAGGAAUUUGAAUAAUAGGGAAUGUUGAAUGGAUAUUUGACACCCAUAGGAACAAGAUAACAUUAUGUUUUAGGAUAAUGGCUAAGAAAGAGAUAUAUCGAGGAUAUGAAACUAUUGAGUUAGUUUUACAAUGAAGCAGAAAUCUACAUUGAGAGCACAGAUGUAAAUAGAACGAUACUGAGUGCAUUGAGCAAUUUUUAAGGCAUGUACCCGAUGGGAACAGGUCCAAAAAUUAAUACAAAUUUGAAUCACUCUUACUUACUUCCACCGAAUUAGAAAGAAUUUGAAGAUUUUGGAGAUGAAGCCCUUCCAGGAUUAUAACAAGCUGUUCCAGUGCAUGUAAGAGAGAAGUAGUAAGAUAUAUAUCUGAGAGGGUAUGAUGCCUAGGCUUGUCCUAGAAAUGAAGAAUUCAGAAUCAGCAAUGUCAAUUCUAAACUAUACUACGAAAUUAAUGAUAGGGCUCAAUCUUUAAUAUCGGAUUUUGCAUAAUAGUUAGGGAUUGUUGCAUCUCAAUUAGUAUAUUUGAAUAUCAUUUAGAACAUAACAGAUUUAUACUAUUAUCAGGACACUUUCGAUUCUUGUCAAUAAAAUGGGUAUGACUUACCGAAGCUAAAGGAGAGUACAAAGUCAUAAAUGCAACUUCUAUAGUAUCUCUAUUUCUCUCUUGAACAUAACAUAGAUUUUGAGUAUUUGAUUGAGACACAUAUUUUAGAUAAACUUGUCUUUUGGCUACUCCAUUUUUUACAAAUGUGUUAUUGAAUAUGGAGAAUAAGAUUAAUAAUCAAACAGAACAUAAGUUUAGAAUCUUCUCUGCUCAUGCUGCAACUGUUUAAUUGAUUUUGAAUGCUCUUAAUCUAACAUCAGUUGAAUGUGUAAAAUAGGUGUAUUUCAAGGAGGAAGUAUAAAAUAAAAACUGUAUCUACACAUUUCCCGGUUAUGCCAGCAAUAUUAUAUUCGAAUUGUAUAGAAAGUUAGGUCAUGAGAAUAAGUAUUAUGUUUAAGUAUUGUAUAAUGGCACUUUGAUGCCAAUUUGUAAUAAUAAAUACAAAUGUGAUUAUGAGGAGUUUAGGGCCAUAAUUUAAUUCUAAAAUAUUAAGAAUUACGAGGAUGAAUGUUUAAUUGUAAUUUUUUAAUCUAAAAUUAUAGUUUCCAAAAAUAAAAAAACACGCAGCUCCUUUUUUACUUUAGGCAAUUAGUGUAGAAAUAACCAUAUUGUUCAUUAUCUCUUUUUGUAUUGUUUAUUUAUUGAGAAGAUAAAGAAAAUUAGAAGAGUAUACAAAAAUAAUUGAAUAAUUUGAUGCUUGA